AUGGCUGGGGACUCGGGUCUCUUCUCUGAAGGACCGCUCUUACAGCUGCUACCCUUAGACUCUAGAGAUCGGGGUACCCAGCGCUGCCGCCUAGGCCCAGCCGCCUUCCGCGCCUUGGGCGCACACUUGGGCUCGGCCCUGAAGAUCUCGCUGCCAGACGGCGGCUCCUGCCUCUGCACCGCCUGGCCGCGGCGGGACGGAGCUGAUGGCUUUGUGCAGCUGGACCCGCAGUGCGCGAGCCCCGGGGCUGCGGUGGGGUUGGCGGGGUCGAGGGGGACCCUGAGCCUGAAUUGCUUGAGCCUGGUGCCUUGCUCGCCUUUGCGGCGCCUCACCGUGUGGCCAGUGUUGCGGGAGCGGGUGGGAGCGCCCGCGAUCCUGGGCCCAGACGCCGUGUUGGAGGCGGCGCAAGAGCUGCUGCGGAACAGACCAGUCUCUCUGGGCCACGUGGUUGCUGCUCCACCAGGUGCCCCGGGGCCCGUGGCCGCCCUGCACAUAGUCAGCGGAACACCCAGUCCCGAUUCGGCUGGGUUGGUCACCCCUCACACCCGCAUCGUCCUCAGCGGGACUUCCCCUUUGGAAGCGGAGCCGCGGCCCGAGGUGCCCCUGGGCGGGCUGUCGGAAGCGGCCGACUCGCUGCGGGAACUCCUUUACCUUCCCCUCCGUUAUCCUUGCGCCCUUGCCGCGCUGGGACUAGCCGUGCCCCGCGGAGUGCUCCUGGCGGGCCCCCCCGGGGUGGGUAAAACCCAGCUGGUGCGCGCUGUGGCCCGAGAGGUGGGCGCGGAGCUGCUGGCCGUGAGCGCCCCCGCGCUGCAGGGCUCUCGGCCGGGGGAGACCGAGGAGAACGUGCGGCGGGUCUUCCAGCGAGCCCAGGAGCUGGCCAGCCGCGGCCCCAGCCUUCUCUUCCUGGAUGAGGUGGAUGCACUGUGUCCCCGGAGGGGCGGUCCACACGGAGCCCCCGAGAGUCGUGUGGUGGCUCAGGUGUUGACGCUGCUAGAUGGCAUCAGUGGGGACCGCGAGGUGGUGGUUGUGGGAGCCACUAAUCGGCCGGAUGCUUUAGACCCAGCGCUAAGGAGACCCGGGAGAUUCGACAGAGAGGUUGUCAUUGGGACUCCCACACUUAAACAAAGAAAGUCAAUUCUGCAAGUGCUUACCUCAAAGAUGCCUCUCUCCAGUCGUGUUGAUUUGGGCCUCCUUGCGGAAAUGACAGUUGGCUACGUUGGUGCAGACUUGACAGCACUCUGUAGAGAGGCUGCCCUGCAUGCUAUGCUUUGCAGUGACAAGAAUCAGAACAACUCGAUGAUUGAUGAAACAGAUUUCCUUGAAGCUUUUAAAAAGAUUCAACCCUCAUCAUUUCGGAGUGUCAUUGGACUGAUGGAUAUCAAGCCUGUUGGCUGGGAUCAGAUUGGUGGCCUUGAUGAUGUAAAACUGAAGUUAAAACAGAGUGUGGAAUGGCCUCUGAAAUUCCCCCGAGAAUUUGUGAGGAUGGGCCUGACACAGCCAAAGGGUGUGCUCUUGUAUGGCCCUCCCGGAUGUGCUAAAACCACCCUUGUGCGGGCUCUGGCCACAAGCUGCCAUUGCUCUUUUGUGUCAGUGAGUGGAGCUGAUCUCUUUUCACCGUUCGUUGGAGAUUCAGAAAAGGUCUUGUCUCAGGAAGAGUUUCAAGAAGUUUUUAAUCAAAAUGUAAUGAUCAUUGCUGCAACAAAUAGACCUGAAAUGUUGGAUGACGCCUUGUUACGGCCUGGAAGAUUAGAUAAGAUUAUUUAUGUUCCACUUCCAGAUCAGAAGGGCAGACUUUCUGUUUUGGAAGUCUGUACAAAGAACAUGCCAGUGGAGCCUGAUGUUUCUUUAGAAAACCUAGCAGCAGAAACCUGUUUUUUCUCUGGAGCUGAUCUUAGGAACCUCUGCAAAGAAACUGUGGGCCCCAUCAAUCUGGGAGGUGGAUGUGGGCAGGAGGUCUCAGCAUCACCAUUUAUAGUUGGAUUCCAGAAGAGCAGAGCCUGGUUUUGGGCCUCUCACUUUUACACAGCAGACCUGUGCUUUGUGAGCCUGGGCCCACAGGCUCUGUGUUUGCCCACACCCUGGUCUCUGAAAGCUUCCUCUGGCAGCCCCCACAGUCAGGAAGUUUUAAUGGUGCAACGGUCCUCCCCCUAUGAAGAUGUGAAAUCAUGUGAGGGUUGCAAUUUCCACAUUGCUUAG
Molecule: messenger RNA, 2196 nt
Organism: Chrysochloris asiatica (Cape golden mole)
Lineage: Eukaryota; Metazoa; Chordata; Mammalia; Afrosoricida; Chrysochloridae
Gene: AFG2B
Product: spermatogenesis associated 5-like 1
Exons: 7
Coding region: 1-2196 (731 amino acids)
Molecular function (GO): ATP hydrolysis activity; ATP binding
Source: RefSeq, a predicted model, not a curated record